GAAAGAAAUAUAUAUUUGGGAUUUAGAAGCAAAAAAUGAAAAAUUACAAAAGAAGAUAGAAGAGGAGAGAGAAGCAAAAAAAUUUAGAGAGCAGAUAUUAAGAGAUUGUAUAAAAGAUAAACAGAAGAAAUACAAUAUAUUGUAUUAG
This is a messenger RNA of Dentiscutata erythropus, 148 nucleotides long. NCBI's taxonomy places the organism in Eukaryota, Fungi, Glomeromycota, Glomeromycetes, Diversisporales, Gigasporaceae. The record is from the annotation of a GenBank genome assembly.